AUGGCGGACACCAGGCCAGCAAAAGUUACCCUCUCAAAAAAUCUAAUGGAAAUGAAGUUCAUGCAAAGAAGAUCGGAAUCAAAUUAUCGAAAGGAGCUGGAAGAAGAGAGAAAACGCAUGAUUGACGAGUCUCACUGGGUUAUCCAAAAAGCUGGAAGUGAAAGAGGCCAAGUUGAGAUUGAACCAAGUUACAUAAAGUGUGAGCAACUUUACAGCAAUGGCAGAAUGUCCUUCAAGAAUUUUAACCCGACAGUUGAAAAAUUAUUUAAGGAAAUGAAAGCACUAGAUGAAGAAAUGUUUAGUGAGGAACGUGAGAGAGAGACAACAGUAUCAGAUGAAGAAAUGGCAAGAAGAUAUGAUACUCUAGUUGGAACAAUAGGGAAAAAAUUCACAUCCAAGAGGAACAGAUCAAGUACAGAUGAUUCACAAGAUAGAACUACAUCACCAAGCCAUAAAAAGAAAUUAAAAGCUGAAUUUAUGAAACCAAAGGACUAGUUAAAACCCUCCAAAGAAGAAUUGUAUCUUCUCCAUGUCACCUAACUUAUACAAUUUUAAUGUCAUGAUUUUUAAUCAAAUAAUAAUAAUUAUUUAUCAAUUUGUAAUAGCUAGACAAUUAACCAGAGCCAAUGGACAGAUACAAUGUAAAUAUUAUUUAAAGCAACUUUUACUUGAGAAAUAACACUGCUGAACAUUCACUGGCAUUAUUAGAUAUUUUGCUGACAGAAUUUUUAGAUUUAUGUUAAUGAACUUAAAUCAUAACAAUAUCACACAAUAAUUAUGCUAUUGAAGAGCAUUUUAUUUCAAUUUCAGUACAAACCCCGGUUUUCCCAAGUUGAGUACACACACUAAAUCUGUGAAACCAAACUACUACUAAAUAGUGUUGAUGUAGAGUAUAAGAAAGAAAGGAAUUAGAAUAAUUAUUAAWUAGGACUUGCAUUGUACUUUUCAUGGGUCACAGAUUAUGUGUUUACUCUUAUUCACAACAUGUCAAAGAAAAUAAAAAUAAAGUAGAAUUUCAUUAAUAAUUUGUAAGUAUAAAAGGUUUUUUUUACCAAUAAAUAUUUUUUAUCAAAUGAGCAUCAUGGCAAUAACUAUCACAAUAAUUAAAAUCUACCUAGCAUGUAAAAUUCCCUUUUAAACAGAUAAAUGAUAUCUAAAAUGCUGGAAUGUUGAUUUAAAAGGAUUAUUUACAUGAAAAUGCAAAUGGGAAUUUUUGAAUAUUUCUUGAACUAAAACUUCCAUCUAAUGGACGGACCUAAGAAGCACCAUUAAAUAGGCCAUUUGAACAAUCUUAUGAUAUCGUAACCAUAACAACUGGAUUGAUAAGAUCACUAUCAGUUGGAAUGCAAUUAGUUCCAACUUUUUAACUAAAUCUCCAAAAAAAAUUAUAAUGGCUUAAAGCCUCUAUCUUUUUAUCGAAAGGUUUUCAUAAACAUGUAAACUAGUGAAAGRAUCAAAGUUAGAUAACGUUUGAUAAACUAAAAAAAGAGAAAAAAAAAACAUGCAAAGUUGAAAUCAUUGCUCAAGUGAAGUUCACAGGUUCAUGAAAACAACUAAAUGGUUACCCAAUAUACAUGAAUUGUUUAACUUCCAAGCUAACAAGAAUUAGUAGUAAGUUAUCUAGCUUCAGGAAUACUGUUAAUCCAUUAACAUUCUCGUGUUGUAAAGAUGUAAAGACAACAACAAGGUUAUUUGCAUAUAUUUUUGAAUUUCUUUGCAAAAAUAACAAUAACAUUUAAUUCGCUAUUUUUCUAAAGUUUGUGAUUACAAUUACUAGUAUUCCUGUGAAUAUUAAAAACCCUUUGAUGCAAAUGAUUUUACUGUUGACUUUUUCUUUACAAGUGAACUAAUGGGAUUGACUGAAUAUGGGAUACUAUUCUCUACAUUACUAAUAUUACCACACAAGGGACAAAUAGACUCUCUGUUAGGAAUAAAUAAUAGAAUUUCCUUAUUGCAUCUCAUAAGAAACCUAUAAGGGACUUGAAACGUGUAAUGCCCAUACAUUUCUUUAGUACCAAACAUAAUCAAAGCUCAUUAAAAAUUCGAAAAUGAA
Exaiptasia diaphana is the source of this 2053-nucleotide messenger RNA. Its product is annotated as M-phase phosphoprotein 6. Gene Ontology annotation, biological process: maturation of 5.8S rRNA. Lineage: Eukaryota; Metazoa; Cnidaria; Anthozoa; Actiniaria; Aiptasiidae. Bases 1 to 495 code for a protein of 164 amino acids. The transcript is spliced from 5 exons. The record is from RefSeq and is a predicted model, not a curated record.